Dipodomys ordii (Ord's kangaroo rat) is the source of this 1505-nucleotide messenger RNA. It is a transcript of the gene Nfic, whose product is annotated as nuclear factor I/C (CCAAT-binding transcription factor). The record is from RefSeq and is a predicted model, not a curated record. Gene Ontology annotation, cellular component: nucleus. Gene Ontology annotation, molecular function: RNA polymerase II cis-regulatory region sequence-specific DNA binding; DNA-binding transcription factor activity, RNA polymerase II-specific. Bases 1 to 1266 code for a protein of 421 amino acids. The transcript is spliced from 10 exons. NCBI's taxonomy places the organism in Eukaryota, Metazoa, Chordata, Mammalia, Rodentia, Heteromyidae. Gene Ontology annotation, biological process: regulation of transcription by RNA polymerase II.
AUGCAUGGGACUCCGCCUAGCCCUUCAGAGCUCACCCUUGCGGGACAUGUCUCCCCGGCAGAGCUCAGUGGGCAGGCCUCGCCGCCCCUCCGCCGCCCGCAGGAUGAGUUCCACCCGUUCAUCGAGGCGCUGCUGCCGCACGUGCGCGCCUUCGCCUACACCUGGUUCAACCUGCAGGCGCGCAAGCGCAAGUACUUCAAGAAGCACGAGAAGCGCAUGUCGCGCGAGGAGGAGCGCGCCGUGAAGGACGAGCUGCUGGGCGAGAAGGCCGAGGUGAAGCAGAAGUGGGCCUCGCGGCUGCUGGCCAAGCUGCGCAAGGACAUCCGGCCCGAGUGCCGCGAGGACUUCGUGCUGGCCGUCACCGGCAAGAAGGCGCCGGGCUGCGUGCUCUCCAACCCGGACCAGAAGGGCAAGAUGCGGCGCAUCGACUGCCUGCGCCAGGCCGACAAGGUGUGGCGGCUGGACCUGGUCAUGGUCAUCCUCUUCAAGGGCGUGCCGCUCGAGAGCACCGACGGCGAGCGCCUGGUGAAGGCGGCGCAGUGCGGGCACCCGGUGCUCUGCGUGCAGCCGCACCACAUCGGCGUGGCCGUCAAGGAGCUCGACCUCUACCUGGCCUACUUCGUGCGCGAGCGAGAUGCGGAGCAGGGCAGCAGCCCGCGGACAGGGCUGAGCUCAGACCAGGAGGACAGCAAGCCCAUCACACUGGACACGACGGAAUUCCAGGAGAGCUUUGUCACCUCCGGCGUGUUCAGCGUCACGGAGCUCAUCCAAGUGUCCCGCACACCUGUGGUGACUGGCACAGGACCCAACUUCUCUCUGGGAGAGCUGCAGGGGCACCUGGCCUACGACCUGAAUCCAGCCAGCACGGGAAUGAGAAGGACGCUACCUAGCACGUCCUCCAGUGGAAGCAAGCGGCACAAAUCGGGCUCUAUGGAGGAGGACGUGGACACGAGCCCGGGCGGCGACUACUACACCUCUCCCAGCUCUCCCACGAGUAGUAGCCGCAACUGGACGGAGGACAUGGAAGGAGGGAUCGCCCGGAGCCCGCACCCGUCCUCGGCUCUGCACUUCCCCACCGCGUCCAUCCUGCCGCAGACGGCGUCCACCUACUUCCCCCACACGGCCAUCCGGUACCCGCCCCACCUCAACCCCCAGGACCCGCUCAAAGAUCUCGUGUCGCUGGCCUGUGACCCGGCCAGCCAGCAGCCUGGACCGCCUACUCUGCGCCCGGCGCGUCCCCUGCAAACCGUUCCUCUCUGGGACUAGAGCCGAGGGAUCACAGUCCUGGUACCUGGGAUAGCAGCGUUCUGUGCCCCCACCUCCUCUCCAUCGCCCGGGAAUUCCCGGGGGGGCAGCGCCGCCCCCCCACCCACAUUUGCGGUGGGAAGUUAAGAGCGAGCAAGAACACCCCACCAACGCCCAGCCCGGCCAAAAAACCAACCCACAGACAGACCCAGCGGGAGGAGAAGGAAAAGCAACACCCCCCCCCCCGAAAAAAGGAGAAA